Molecule: messenger RNA, 5243 nt
Organism: Topomyia yanbarensis
Lineage: Eukaryota; Metazoa; Arthropoda; Insecta; Diptera; Culicidae
Exons: 3
Coding region: 807-3860 (1017 amino acids)
Source: RefSeq, a predicted model, not a curated record
UUUGAAUUUGCGCGCUCACUACAGACUAUAAUCAUCUCACGGAUGCGAAACUGAGUACCGUUUCUCAAAUCGAUCGUAUCGAAUCACGUUUCAAGCUGAUUUAGCAUAUCGAAAAGCAGACAGUAGUCAGUUAGGUUCGGCAGUUAGUGAGCAGCCUGUGCGUUUGUGGUGGAGACAGCAACAAAGGAAUUAGAAAUUCGGUUCGUUUGAUCCGUUGGACGGAACAGGCCAACAAAAACAUACCGCCCUUUCGGGUGGUGGAAACCUGACCCACCGAGAGCCACUGACUGGCACCCGUUGCCGUGGAAUAAUUUGCGCGCUAUUUUGCCGUUGCUGGCGGUGUGUGUGGCACGUGGAGUUUUGAAUGCGCAAAGUGAAUUUGGUUAUGCUUCGGCAAGAUUGGUCGGGAAAAAAAGGCUUGAGCUUCGCGAAACGAGAGUGAAUGUGGAAUAUGGCGAUGAUAAUAAUACAAGAGGUAUUAAUUAUUGCAGCAAUUGGAGUGUGAUUCGUAACAUUGUGGGUGAAUUUACUGUACGGCCUGGGGGAGUAGAGGAGGUUGCAGAAGAUAAUCAAAAGUGAAUACUGCACAAACAGCCUUCGGGGUGGCCUUGUGGGCAAUCGAGUGUACCUGUAGGAGGAAAGCGAGAAGCAAGUGCUAUGUUGAAAAUGCAAUUUCACUGCAAUUUCGAGUGAGCGGGAAACAGGAUCUGAAAGCCUUUGUUGUUGUUUUUGUUGUUUGAGUUUCAUAGUGCAACCUCGCUAUUUUUACCGUGCUGUCGUGAUUUCAUUCAAAGUGCCAAGGGAAGAUGGAAGUGUUUAACAGGAUGAAACUCGUGCUGGCACUAGUGGCGCUAGUACUUUCGGUGAUGAACAGAUGUUCCUUUGCCGAACCGGAACUGACGGCUUCGGUGUCGACGGGUGGCUCAGCAGCACAGCGGCACUCGUCGGAGGGUGCUGCAUCCGUUCAGCAGCCAGAGGAUCGAGCAGAAGAGGAGGGCUUGAAGGAUGUUGCCGUGUCGGAAAUUGUUCAACCACCACAGGCCCUCCAUCUGACGACACUGGUGCCGAUUGGAAUGCCUUCGCAACCUUUGGAUGAAGAAACUUUUUCGUUGGCACCGAACGAUGGCUUUGAUGGUCGCAGGCGCCGUCGGCUUGGCAGAAAACGAAAGCGAAGACCACUGCAAGAUGACUACUGGCAGGGAAGUCCUCGGGAUGAGGAACCAGAAGUAUUCUACCGUGGUGGCGCCGCAGAUCAAGAAGUAACAUUCACACCACCCGAUCGAAAGCGGACCUAUCCACGUUGGGAUGCUAGCAACGGUGGAGCCAUUUUACGACAAAGACCCGACCGAUGGGCCAAUCCCUACAGUGAUGCAGUGAGCCCACAGUUUUCAACUAGCAGCGAUCCACCGUCUCGUCCACGACCGUACGAAACGACCAACAGAGGCAGAGAGAAUUUUCCACCUAUUGACGGCAAUAGGCAAAGAAGACUCCCCCGACCGGAGGAAAUCGCAACUACAACCUCCGGUUAUAAAGCCAAUCGAAAACCAUACUCACAAGCGAAACGAAACGAAGAGGACGGUGGAUCGUCCGGUGAGACUGGUAAGGGUGCCGCAGCCGAUCUCAAAACUCUACUCAAACAAUCCGGUGGCCUUAGCCUCAGUGAGAUUCUCCAGCAACGAAAUAUUUCUCUUCAAGAUCUAAUCAAAGGCAAACAGAUGGCUUUAGCCGCAUUAACUCAGAGUCCACUGGAUUCUCAAACUAUUACCGAAGCCGAAAAUGACAUCACUUCAAUAAUACCUACCUUGUCCAGCGUUAAGGUCCGAAUGCAAGAGGAAACCACUGCCAAACCAGACUUCAGUGACAUAAAAACCAUCAAACGGAUUCCUGUAUAUUCACCAUCCGCGGCACCAAUGGUCGCAACAGAGAUUCCAACAACCAUUUCUUCAACUACUACGACCACUGAAUCUACACCAUCUGCCCACGAUGAAACCAAUUCGGUCGAAGACAUCAUCACCCUGGAUAACCUCGGAACUGGCAAUGAUAACGUCGCCAUCUUUCCCACGGUUGAAAUCAAACAGCUCGCCCUGAACCCGGUAUUACCAACGGUUAAAGAAGAACGCCUACGACCCAUCAAGGGAGUCGCCUCACGCAUACGACCCGACCUAAGCAAUUCCAACAUCCGCACUGAAGAGAUAUUCUCCGCAACCAAGAAACGCUACGAAAAUGCUAAAUCAUUUGCCACGGCUGAAUCGUGGCAUUCAUCUACCGCCAGUCCCAUAUCCGUCACUGGAUCAACAGUACGCGAAAGGUGGACUCCAUCACCAGGAUUGUACGAAAAACGAGAACAGUUCUUGCAGAAACUCAAUCAGAAUAAAGUACGAAAUCGACCUUCUUCAACGGCCUCAACCGAAACUCAUAGUGAAAAUCCGGAGGAGCAACCCGACGCUCCCGAGCAGGAAACAUCAGUUCAAACUUCCUCCGAACGAACUCUGAUGCGUGUUCCGGCCGCAAGGAAUCGGCUCUCAAUAAAACCAAAACUGAGAACUUCACCACCAUCUCCUCCACCAGUUCCCCCUCAAGCACAGUCCACCGAAAGCCACAGUCUCGCCGACGUGGAGUUCCACGACGAAGCGGAAAACGUCACCAAACUGCUCGAAACCGAAGAGCCCGAGCUGAACAUCAUCGAGAAGUUCACCUCCUUCGAGGAUACAAAAACAAGCAGCGAACCACAGUCUGCGAUCAGUUCGUCCGACCCAGCCACCAACGAGGGUGAGCUUCCUGUACCCAGUGAAGAUGAUGUGAUCGAGCGCAUUAACCAAAACACGCAACGUUCGUUUACGGACAGCCUGGAAGACUACUUUCGCGAUGUGACGGAAAGCAAUCCUUCACUGUUCAACGACCUUGGACCGAUCACACUGUCCGACGAUAAACGGGAGAUCUUGGAGUUGAUGGAAGAUCGCCGGAUAGGAGCUCGGCUGGCAAAGGUUCUGUCCCAGCGAAACAUGACACUCGAUGAACUGCUGGAACACAGAAAGCGAGGUUCCAGCCAGCUGCACCUGUCGGAGAUUAUCAACAGCAAGGUUAAACCGAUCGAGGAAAAAAUGGAUAUCGUGACGGCAUUUGAACACUUCCCUCGAUUCAACAUCGGAAAUCUACGCAGUAUUCGACCGGAUGACAUCAAACAAGAUUCGCAAGGUUUCAGUUAUUUCACGUCGAUUAUAAACAUUCGACCAACGGAUGAAAUCUACAAGGAAGGACGAUCCAUGCAGGAUGAUCGUCAUCGAGAGCACAAGUUUCUCGACUGGAAGCAGCAACCGCACUCCCAUACCGCAAAUCACAAAAUGGAUGGCGUUCAUUUUUUAGGUAACGGCGGAACGAAGGGUGGGCUGAUCACCCCUUCACGAAUGUCCGCCGAUGCCGAGUUUGACAGCAGCAAUGACCAAAGCAGUGACCUACUGGACCUGGAACUGACCGGUCAUGGUUUCAACCAUCGACACACGGUUACGAUCGAGAGUGCCUCGAUGCCGCUUGGUGUCCGCUCGGCGAUCGUGGCCAGUGCCUGUAUUGUGGGAGUCUCACUAGCAAUCUUUGCACUGAUCUUUGUUGUCUGUCGGUGGCGACAGCGACGGAGGAACAAACUGAACUACACGGAAAAUUUCAACAUGGCCAAGGGCCAACUACCGAACAUGCACAACGAAGGGCUUAAGACGCCACUGAACGAUCAGGUGGUGUACACGACGGGCCAACAUAUGCAGCAGAUGCCUUUCCAGCGGAAGGAUAGCAAGGUGAACGCGAUGGAUCCGAACUCCCAGGAGGUGCAGGACUAUCUGUGGGAUACGAUGCGGAAGCCGUUUCAGUAGAUAGCGGGGCUACGAUGGGAGUCGCGAAUGUGUAGAACGCCAUAGGUACCGAGGAGGAGUUUGUGAAUACAGCACCCGGGUCCAGCGGACCGUGAAACAUCACUCUAAGCUUUCCACACACACUCGCCCACACACAUACCCAACCCUACGACGCUAAUGCCGAUGCUCUGCUGCUGUGCUUUUCACGAAGGAAAGGAAAACUCUCUUCACACCACUGCCGCCGCCGCCGCCGUUGCCGUCGCCGUCAUCACCACCGUACCAUGAUCAACACCUUACUUACCUGUCCGUAUCUGCUAUUGUUAUUACGAGUUUACUAAUUGAUAAUAAUCACCAUGUUAUGGAUAUGGGCCUUGCAUGUAUCCGAGCGUGAUCGAAGAUCGAACGAAGCGGAUGCAUUCCCUAAAUGAUGCUGCACAUGCGAGACGAAACAAAUUUCCACUUUUCCACAUACUGAGAGGGCAGACGGAGGUGGAAUUGGUAGAAACAAAAAAAUGAAAACCACAGAUGAUGAACGAAGUACAUAUCUAACAGACAUCUUUGCCUACGAUAAUGCAGUUUAGUUCGAUCGAUCUACAAACUUCCCCUUACUUCGAACAACGAAACACGGAUUUGAAUGUUUCAUCUUGGUAAAUGUGUGUAAGAAAAUUAUGCGAAAGGGGGAAAAGAAUGCAAAACAACACCAGAAAAAAAUACAAAACCGAUUGUUAAGAUACUAGCAGAGUAAGUUUCAAUUGUGCAAUAUACAUAAACGGUAAGAAGGAAAGAAGAAUACAAAUGGGCGAAGUAGCAUUGCACAGGUAGCAUGUCUAAACCAGAAAGCAGAAACAGCGAUACAUUUUAAAUUAGUGCUAACGAUAAUUUAUAAUUAGCAAGUAGUGGUAGUAGCCAUUCAUGUAAGCUCACUAGCCGUAUGGUAGUUUAAGGAUUACUUGAUUAGGUGCAAACAAAACUUAUAUCAAGGCUCUGUUUCGUCAAGGCACCGGUAUUUAUGUGUAAGAUAGCAACUUUAAAUCCUGUCACAAAAAAAGUAGAGGAAAGUUCAGAAAUGCAAUAUUGAGGAAUAAAAUUUAGCUUUAAGCUUGGACCGACGAAUCUUCAUUAAUUAAUUAUUCAGCUCAUCAUUCCCGUACCGGUCUCUUCCAGUGUUAAUGGUUUUAUUUAUUAAAUUAGCCCCAACAGAGUUCAAUUGUAUUUAAACGCGCAGCAAUAAUGUAGCAAAUACACAGAAAUAGUGUAAACAAAUCAUGAGUCUCGUUUUCCCCACGGAAAGAGGGUUAAAUAAAGUUGAAAAAUGAAAGAAAAAAAAAUUGAUUAUUCUUUUAUUUUCACCACAAUGCCCGAAAUAAGUUCAACGUAUACAAUAAAAAUCAUAAAAUAGUAAUU